Messenger RNA from Folsomia candida, 2425 nucleotides. RefSeq names its product cytochrome b5 reductase 4. The transcript is spliced from 9 exons. NCBI's taxonomy places the organism in Eukaryota, Metazoa, Arthropoda, Collembola, Entomobryomorpha, Isotomidae. Gene Ontology annotation, molecular function: oxidoreductase activity. Bases 572 to 2392 code for a protein of 606 amino acids. Gene Ontology annotation, biological process: superoxide metabolic process; generation of precursor metabolites and energy. The record is from RefSeq and is a predicted model, not a curated record. Gene Ontology annotation, cellular component: endoplasmic reticulum.
GGUGAGGCAUUAACUCCAAAGGCUGCUUGAAUUUUAGCAAGUCUAUUUUCACCGAGUGGGGUAUUAUUGGCGGAUGAGGUCCAGGGGUUAUUAACUUCAGGCGAAUACCAGUUAUUUUGUGCGCCUCCUUUCCAGCCGUCAUUAUUAUUUGCCUCUGAAAUUGAUAUAUGCAAGAUAUUCAAAAUCCAAUACACACCCACAACAAUAUCGAUAAUUAAUAAACGCAUACUGUGCUGCUGUUGUGGUGGAUCUUGUUGUACAUACCAUGUAAUUAAUAGACAUUUGGUCAGAAUGCCACGAAUUUGCAUGAGGAAAAAGGAACGUUGCCCAAUGCACGACGACAAGGCAGCCAACGAGAACUCAGCACAUUUGUAAUCCGGGAAGAAGGAGCACGUUAAUGAUUUGGAGAAAGUAAAUUCAUUCUACAACAACUUUCACCCUCGCUCGAGUGCUUAUUUUAUGUUUGUUGAUGUACUUUCCUACGGGUACCUUAAAACUAAAGCUUAGGGUUUGGUCACCCAACACCCAACUUUAGUAGGGCUUAUGAUUUGAUAUACGGUCAAAGUCAGUCAUGGCGACUUCUGAUGACCAGCCGAUAGUCAUAGUGAACGUGACUCAAGACGACAAUGGACCGAAAACUGGGAAUUUGGCGACGAUCUCUACUGUUCCGCCAGCCAUUAAUCCCACUCUGAGCAUCACACCCACAAUUUUUCCAAUUAGGCGAUAUGAAUUCCAACCACCCAAAACUAGCAUGGCCUCAUCGUCAUCACUCUUGGGGGCAGAUUUGUCAUCUUCGACGCUAAUGAUGGCUCCUCCAAAACUAAAUACGGUGAAGAAGAGUCGACUACUGGUGAAUCCUGGAAAAUCGAUGGUGGAAUGGAUGAAGAUUCAACAAGAAUUGACUGCCAAAGGACCUUCUGCAAAAUUAAGGAAAAUCGGGUUUGACGAAUUAGCAACGCACAACACUCUUGGCGAUGUUUGGAUGGCAAUCAACGAUAGAGUUUUUGACGUUUCCGACUACACAAACUAUCAUCCCGGAGGUGUCGAAGAAUUAAUGAAAGGAGCAGGUCAAGAUGCCACAAACCUUUUCAAUCAAAUUCAUCGAUGGGUCAACUUUGAAAGCAUUUUAAGAGGAAAUUUGCUCGGAUUUUUGGUGAAAGAGCCAACGCUACGAGUUGUACGGAAAAUACAGCCAGGUUCACUAAGCACUGCAUUAUCCUGUCUUCCAUCCACAAAGUUUUCAGAAGAUGACAAUUUUGUAUUCCUUGAGAUUGACUCUCACAUGGAUGGGAACGACGUGCGACAAGAAUCCUGGACAGUUGGCCUAUUGAACCGUGAACGAUUAAUACUCAAAGUCAUGGUGAAACCUCCAAAAGUGUGGAUGACACAUUUGCGCCUCCUCAAAGCUUUAACCGACGACAACAUUAAUAUUAACUACGAAAAUAAUUUUAAACGGGCACUUAUAACAUUAAAGAAACCUCAACAACAAGAACGAUGGCUCAAACUCGGCGUACCUCUAUCGGACCAUCAUCAACUAGUAGACUCUCGAGCCUCCAUUGAAGACAUGUACCCAGCAAAACUGGUCAAGCGACAGAAGUUGACACGGAAUUCAUACAUGUUCACUGCUGUCACUCAUACCGCUGCGAUUGGUGUUCCGAUUGGAUUUCACGUUCAAAUUCGACUAACACAAAAUGUGACACGGCCUUUCACGCCAGUAAGUUUGACAAUCACUCAACCAAACGUUGAAGUAGAGGAAUCAGCUUUACAAACAAACACGCAAGAGUUGCAUUUCAUUAUCAAAAUUUAUCCAGAUGGGCAGUUCACUUCAUUGUUGGAAAAUUUAUUGUCAAAAACCAAAGAGCAAGAGAUAGAAAAGGAGUCAGAGAUAGAUGUGGAAAUUGGAUUUCCUCGUGGAAAUUUUGACACAUUUUUUCUACAUAAUAUCAGUAACACGCUAUGUUUGCUAGCUGGUGGAUCAGGGAUCACCCCAUUCGUCCGAAUUAUUCAGUAUUUGUACCAUAGACGAGCGUCGAUCCCUAUUAAACACGUGGUGCUACUAUUUUUUAACGAGACUUUUGAAGAUGUGAUAUGGGCUAAGGAAUGGCAAGACCUCGCCAAAGAAAAUGAAUCACCAUCGUCUUGGUUUCAUUUUUAUCCUGUGAUAUCCAAACCUGUCGAGCUGUCGUCGGAAGAGUGGACUGGGCGAGUUUCAAUCAAAUUAUUUGAACAGUGUAUACAAGACUGUAUACCCUCCGCGUCCACCAAAGAUGGUGAAUCUAAAGCCAUAAUUUGUGGAAGCUACGGAUUUAACGCCGCAUGUAAAGAGGUGUUGAAACAACAAACUGUACUUGACAUUGACGACCCUUCUGGAAUUUUUAUAUUUAAUGGAUAAUUAAUAGUCUUUGUAAUAAAUUAGUGAAUUAUA